GCAGUUUUGCAAAGCAACACAAAGAUAAAGUUCUAUUUCAAAGUUCUUUCUAGAAUUAAAUAUUUUGUGUGGUUAAAUAUUACUAAAGUUCUCAAUUAAAACUGUAGUUUAACGUGUACUCAACAAUCUAAGAUGGCUAACAUUUUUGGAUUAAUCGUGUCAGGACGCUUGGUGCAGACCGACUUCACGCCAGUGUCGGAGACGAGCCUGGUGACCACGAUCCUGGACGUGGACUCCAUCAACCACGCGGUGGUGUUCCUGACGGGCGCGGCGCCGCUGCCGGCGGGCACGGUGGCCGUGGUGUACUGGAGCUGGCCGGACCCCAACGCGCCGCCCAACUGGCAGCCUCUAGGACACAUCUCCAACGCCAAACCCUCAGCUAUUUUUAAGAUAUCAAACUUAAAAAAAUUACAUGAACUGUCUGAUGAAAAUAAAUUUAUGAGUGCAUUUGGUCAACAACAGAUAUGUCACAAUGCACAAAUUGGAAUCUCAAUAGAACCAGAGGCAAAUGCGCAACUCCUCCCAAACUCUGAGGCUCAACAAACAUAUUCCUAUGUAACAUUUGCCCAGAAAAUGUUAGAGAACUUAGUCAAUUUUGUGGCGUCCUUCUCUGUGACUCAAGAGCAAAUGACGCCGACGCCCGGCGUCUCCUACAUCCCUCUCAACACACUACACACCUGGUACGCCAACUUUGAGAGGAGGUUGCAACAAAACCCUAACUUCUGGAAGAACUAGUGUUGUGGACAUAAUGAAAUAUGAGAUUUAGUGAGGAGCUAGUGUAUAUUUGACAGCUUGAGUGCAAUCUGCUGUAGUGUAGGCUGGUGCAACACUUUGUGUAUGGCUGGGUCUUAAUAUGCUAUGACAAAAUCUAUUUUACUAGUUGUGACAAACUUUUUAGUUAUUUGAUGAUAGAUCUCACUUGAAAUUUUAACUUUAUGUAUCAACUGUUAUGUCAAAAGUACAAUUUAGUCCUUACAAAUUAAGGUGAACCGUACUUUUGAGUUGACAUGACAGUUGACACAGAGUUAUAGUGGCUAGUGAGUUCUCAUUUUGUACGGACUAUACUUACUAGUGUUUUUGACAAAUAUAACAAUGUUGCUCAGUAACAUAUCUACAGAUUGCAGGUAGAUUAAAUACUGAAAAUGGGCACAAGAUAUCCAGCUUGCCCCGCUGUUGUCAUGAAAUAUAUGCAAGGCAAGUCUCCUAAAGUAAAUUAAUACAUUAAAUUAUUAAAAGGAAGACAACUUUUGUGUGAUUAAAACAUUGCUGUAAAGGUAAUACAAUAAAAAUAUGUAAUUUUAUAUAGAGUGUAAGUUUUGCUGUACAUUGAAUUGAAUGAAAGUGUUUUUCAAAAUGUAAAGGUGAUUGCACACUUGGCCACACGGUACAUGGCAGGGGACAGUGAAUUUAAUUUAUUUACAUGCAGAAAAACAUCCUGUUUGUUGCAGCCAAAUGUGCAAUCAGGUAAUUUGAAUUCCUUUUUAAUGUGGUAACAAUGCAUAAUUUAAUAAUAGUGUAAUAUAAAUAAUAAAGAAGUUAAGAUGCAAUGUGACUCAAUUAUUUGAUAAUGAAGACUGCUUAUGAAUUUAUAUUUUAAUACAAUAAUAAUAAAUUAUUAUUAUGAAUG
This is a messenger RNA of Maniola jurtina (meadow brown), 1627 nucleotides long. RefSeq names its product protein OPI10 homolog. Gene Ontology annotation, molecular function: nuclear import signal receptor activity; Hsp70 protein binding. Gene Ontology annotation, biological process: protein import into nucleus. The record is from RefSeq and is a predicted model, not a curated record. The coding region runs from base 133 to 735 and encodes 200 amino acids. Gene Ontology annotation, cellular component: nucleus; cytosol. The transcript is spliced from 4 exons. NCBI's taxonomy places the organism in Eukaryota, Metazoa, Arthropoda, Insecta, Lepidoptera, Nymphalidae.